GAACGCGCGGCCAUGUUGAAUUGUCAAUAUUUCGAAAGAAGAGACAAAAGAGCGAAAACUCGAUGGAUUUCUUGAAACAGCAAGUAUUUACCGAACUUAAUUAAACCGUCGACGAAACGUUAAGCAACGACACAACAAGGAGAAACUGUGUGGAAGUAGCAAAGUGAAGCUAGCAUCGCCUCUCAGGUAACUUGGAUUUUUCUGUUGAGCUGCAAUUCCCAAAGCACUUUGCAGACGAUCAUCUCAACAUUUGCCACUGACCUAAAGAAACCCGGAACAGGAUUACCACAGACAUUUUGAGUGGACCGUCCCAUGUUUUAGGACAACAUUGCUGGAGUGACUUUUUGAGCCAGUAUCGAGCCCCAGCAAAAAACAUUUGAAGACUUUUGAUGACAAAGAAACGAAUCAUAAGAAUAGUCUUGAGACGUGACCAAGCAGAAUAUAUUUUACUACUGGCCAAUUUGAAUGUACAGACAUAGCACUUGGAUUUAAAAAGCCAAGAUACUCAGAAGAACACAAAAAGAUCAUUCUGAAUUAUACAGCCAGGAUAAAAGUACUGAAAAACUAUUUUGAAAAGAAAAGAGUUUGUUUUGGUCACAUGCUUGAUUUAUUUAUUCAUAUGAAUGUUAAUUUCUCCCUUUUUUGGAGAGUUGUCUUGUAAAUAGACAUAAUUCAUACGCAGACCUCUAAUUUUCAAGAGGUCUUAACGUCAGAUUGUGUACGCAAUACAUUCUUUAAAAAUCAUCAGACGAGUUAUUUUUUCAGCUUUUAGUUGUUUUUUUUUUACACACGGGUGGGCAAAUAAAACACAUUGAAGCAAAAUUGCCAGUGAAUGUUGAUCUGUUGAUGCAAUGGCUACAGCAAGAACAGCAAACCCAAUGAUUGGAUUGAACAAACCAGCAAAUGGGCAGCUCAAAGGACAGAUGGGACUCCUUUCGGGUGUCCAGCAGUCGUCUGCCCUCCAGAAGAAGACCAGCAUUCCUCAGAGCAGCGGGGGCAUCAAAUUUGGUGAUGACUGGAAGAAGUGCCUGGACCUGCCUCCGAAGGACUGCAGGAUGAGAACUUCGGAUGUGACAUCAACUAAGGGAAAUGAAUUUGAAGACUACUGCCUAAAGCGCGAACUGCUUAUGGGCAUCUUUGAAAUGGGAUGGGAGAAACCGUCCCCUGUCCAGGAGGAGAGUAUUCCCAUCGCUCUGUCAGGCAGAGAUAUUUUGGCUCGUGCUAAGAAUGGCACAGGAAAAAGUGGAGCCUACCUCAUCCCUCUGCUGGAGAGGAUAGACCUGAAGAAGGAUCACAUUCAGGCCAUAGUAAUGGUGCCAACAAGAGAGCUGGCCCUGCAGAUGAGCCAGAUCAGCAUCCAGCUCAGCAAGCACCUCGGUGGUGUCAAGGUGAUGGCGACCACGGGUGGCACCAACCUAAGGGACGACAUCAUGCGUCUUGAUGAGACAGUGCAUGUAGUGAUUGCUACACCAGGCAGGAUCCUCGACCUGAUCAAGAAGGGCGUGGCAAAAAUGGACAGAGCCCAACUGAUUGUGAUGGAUGAGGCAGAUAAGCUGCUGUCCCAGGACUUUGUGGUCCUGAUUGAAGAUAUCAUCAGCUUCAUGCCAAAGGACCGUCAGAUCUUGCUUUACUCUGCCACAUUCCCCAUCAGUGUGCAAAAAUUCAUGAGCAAGCACCUGUCGAAGCCGUAUGAGAUCAACCUGAUGGAGGAACUGACCUUGAAGGGCAUCACUCAGUACUACGCUUAUGUGACUGAAAGACAAAAGGUCCACUGUCUCAACACACUCUUUUCUAGGCUUCAGAUCAAUCAGUCCAUCAUCUUCUGUAACUCCACCCAGCGGGUUGAGCUUCUGGCCAAGAAAAUCACCCAGCUGGGAUACUCGUGCUUCUACAUCCAUGCAAAGAUGAUGCAGGAGUACAGGAACCGUGUGUUCCACGACUUCAGGAAUGGAUUGUGCAGAAACCUGGUCUGCACAGAUCUGUUUACUCGGGGAAUUGACAUCCAGGCAGUGAACGUGGUCAUCAACUUUGACUUCCCUAAAAAUGCAGAGACCUACCUGCAUCGCAUCGGCAGAUCAGGGCGCUUUGGUCACCUGGGUCUGGCCAUCAACCUGAUCACUUCAGAGGACCGCUACAACCUAAAGAACAUUGAGGAUCAACUGGUCACUGACAUCAAGCCCAUCCCCAGCUGCAUUGAUAAGAGCCUGUAUGUGGCCGAGUUUCACUCUGUGGACCCCGAUGCCGAAGACGACGAACUUGAGAUCGGGGGCCGAAACAAGGAACUGGGAGGAAUCUGAGUAAAGGGAGAAUCAAGGCGACUGGCACUCAUCACACAAUAUUGGCUAUGCAUCACACAAGAUUCCAAGUGAUGACUUCUGUUCCCCGUUUUGCCACCAAGAUGGUCUUUUUUGAUUUUGAUUUAUUUUCACUCCAGUUCGAGUUUCCAGCUAUCUCCAGUUUUGUCUGUGCACACUUUAAGGUAAACUGCCACUUCAAUCAGUUGAACUCUCAGCCCCGCUGACAGAGAUGGACAUGUGAUAUGGGCUGUUGUCGUUGUCUGUUAUUGAAAUCAGCCACUCAACUAUAGAUGAAAGUUUUCAUGAACAACUUUUUUUUGUACUUUGCUUUGAGAAUGAAAAUGUGAAACCAAAGGUAGACCUGGAGCCAUAGAGCCUGCUCACAUUCUCUCUGUGCAGAUGAACUACAUAUGGCAGUGUGCACAUCCUGCAGACAUGCCCUUGACCAGAGGCUUUGGGAACCCCUUUUUAUUAACAAUUUACACUCAGUGGCUACUUUAUUUGAUACACCUGACUUGAUGGCAGGGAGGUUCUGGCAACAUUCCUCAAGAGAUUGGUUCAUGUUGACAUGACGGCCUCAUGCUGUUGCUGCAGAUUGGUCCCACUCGUGCUGUAGAUUGUUUAACCUUCUCUUAAAAGUGCUCUGUUGAAUUGAGAUCUUGUGACUGCGGGAGGCCAUUUAGCUCGGCUCUUGUUUGAAAUGUCGUGGUCUUUGUUGAGGCAAGGGAUCCAUAAAAGAAAUGGCCAUUAGAAGAAGGGUAAACUGGCCAUAAUGAGAUGGACGUAGACGACAACAUUUAGAGAAGACUUUGUCAUAAAGAAAGUUAGAAUUACUUUCAUCCGAAAUGUUUGUUUCAUGGGUUCGCCAAAUCUGACCCUACUAUCUGAAUGGCAAGGCAGCACUUUUCCAAUCGGCUGCUUUGCAAUGCCGGUGAACCGGUCUCGUCGAGCCGCAGUUUUCUUUGUUAGCAUACCUCUGUUACACAUGGUUAUUUGUUACUGGCGGCUUGAACCGGUCCUUCCACUCUCCUCUGACCUUUCAUGAAUAAGACAAUUUGGCUGUCACAGAUGCCACUCGUUGAUAUGUGUGAAAUCCCCGGAGGUUAGUACCAACAAUCAUUCCACAUUCACUUUUCUUCUCCUAUCAUAUUUGGUCCCGACAACUUAACUGUUUGACCAUACUUAUGCAUUGAGUGGCUGAUUUAGAUAUUUACAUGUAGGAGUUGGUUUACCUAAUAACGUUGCCACUGAAUGUUUUUCUUUUGUAACUUUGGUCGUCAUUCCAGUUGGUUAUUAUAGCAUUUCCCCGAAAAAUGUUCUGCAGUCAUUUAGGGAUGCAGUGGUUAAAAAAAAAAGCAGAGACUUUCCACUUCCAUAGUUUAACCAAUUUUUGUUUCAAAAGGGAACCAAAGCAGGAAGAAUAGACAAAGAUUCAAAAAGAAAAGAUAUUGCUUCAGAAACCAAAACGACCACUCUGCUGAGUGAUGUUUUAAAGAGGGCUGAUAUGAUGCUGCAGGCGAGCACCUGUGACAUUGUUGAGUGAAAUGGCUACUUUUUUUAUAUUAAAGUGUUUACUGCCGAGAAAAGGAGGUUCAAAGAUGGCGGCAGUGUAAUGUCAGUGAUAAUGGCGCGUUUUGUAGAAGCACAGAUCAAAUUAUGACAAGUCAGUAUUUGUUUCUUUGAUCCCUUUUUAAAAAAUCCAUAGACAGCCUUUUUCUGGUUUUGAGGUCAUUGGUAAUGAACAGGACGAGAGGGGCCUUAGUUAACUCGAUGAAACCAGCCAACUGCUUCGGUCUUUUCAAUGUCGAUACUGUGUACCUUCUUCCCUCCAAAGUGCCUUAAAGGGCCAGUGAGUAGAAUUUUUAAGGGGAAUUGUUCGCACAAAUGGAAUAUAAUAUUCAUACCUAUGUUUUUGUUUGACUAGUAUCUACAUAGGAAGUUGGUCCUCUUGGAACAGGAGGGGUACUCAGUCGGUUGAAUCUGUAACCCCGUAGCCAGAUGGCGUCAAAUCCUACACACUGUCCCUUUAAUCAAACGUCUAACCUCUAUUUUGCCCAGACUCUUGAACAAAGGUUGAAUUGUAGGUAAAUCGGCACCCUAUUAGUUUCAGUAUGUUUUUGCAGAAAGGAUUUUUCAGUUUCUCCUUCCUAAAGAAAUGUAUUUGUCUAAAGACAGAAUUGUAAAUAUGACCAGCUGUCUGAAUAUAUUAUAUACUCCUUGACUUUAGCACAAUGUUUCGAACGAUGCAGUUAAGAUUGAAAACGAAUACUUUUUUUAUUGAUUCCUUUGCUGACAAUUGCAUUACUGCUAAGCACCAGCAGAGAAGGCCCCAUGUGUGCCCAUCUCCUAAAGCUUCUGAAGUAGUAAUUGGCAUUAACUUGCUGCAUGUCUGAUUCUGCAGUUCCCUUGUUUUUGGUUCCCCAUUUUUAUUUUUUUUACCUCGUUGCAGGCAACUCUUCAUUUCAUGACCAUUUUAUGGGUUUGUAACCUGAAACCAUUUUGUUCCAAACUGUAUUCUGAGAAAAUAAUAUCUUAAUGACUUGAUGACCAGACCAGCUUUAAGUGAAGAAAACAGACAACCAUUUUUCUGUUAAUUGUGUCGAUGCCAGCGCCUCAAACAAAUAAAAACUCCCAACUGACUAA
Molecule: messenger RNA, 4940 nt
Organism: Notothenia coriiceps (black rockcod)
Lineage: Eukaryota; Metazoa; Chordata; Actinopteri; Perciformes; Nototheniidae
Product: probable ATP-dependent RNA helicase ddx6
Exons: 13
Coding region: 852-2297 (481 amino acids)
Molecular function (GO): ATP binding; nucleic acid binding; RNA helicase activity
Source: RefSeq, a predicted model, not a curated record